Pecten maximus is the source of this 4143-nucleotide messenger RNA. Its product is annotated as tubulin-specific chaperone D-like. Lineage: Eukaryota; Metazoa; Mollusca; Bivalvia; Pectinida; Pectinidae. Gene Ontology annotation, cellular component: lateral plasma membrane. The coding region runs from base 8 to 3556 and encodes 1182 amino acids. Gene Ontology annotation, molecular function: GTPase activator activity; beta-tubulin binding. The record is from RefSeq and is a predicted model, not a curated record. The transcript has 37 exons. Gene Ontology annotation, biological process: bicellular tight junction assembly; microtubule cytoskeleton organization; post-chaperonin tubulin folding pathway.
GUGAAUCAUGGCGGCUGGAGUAGAUAGUUUUGACAACGAGAAGCAGUCAGGUGUCGACGCACUCAGAAAGGGACAUGUUUUGGAAGAGUUUAAAGAAAUAAAAAAAUUCAAGGGGCUAAUCAACGGACUAAAAGAUGUUUAUAAUGACCAAAUUGCGUUGGAAGUGUCAUGUGAACAAUUUACAGCCAUCAUUGACAAGUAUCAAGAACAGCCCCACCUGAUUGAUCCUCAUUUAGAAUCUUUGAUGACACAGAUUCUUGGUAUUGUUCGAGAUGACAAGUCUCCACCAGCCCUGAUUCACCUUGCAUUUAAAUAUCUCUACCUCAUCACUAAGAUGAGAGGUUACAAGAUAAUAGUACGGCAGUUUCCUCAUGAGGUGGCUGACGUUGAAUCAGUCCUGGCAUUGAUUGGCCAACAGGAUCCUAAGAAUCAUCAGACAUGGGAAUCCCGUUACAUGUUGAUCCUGUGGCUAUCCAUGGUGUGUAUGAUACCAUUUGACAUGGUGCGACUGGACAGUAAUGCUGUCACUGGAUCUGGAGAGAGACGUAGACCUGUCAUGGACAGAAUACUAGACGUGGGAAGAACGUACCUGACUGAGAAUGACAAGUGUAGAGAUGCCGCAGCCUACCUCACCUCGCGUUUUCUCACCAGACCAGAUGUCAAAAAGGAACGACUUCCAGACUUCCUGGACUGGGCACUUAACAUCCUCGUUAACUCAGACAUAACAAUGAUGCGAGGAAUGACACAGGUAACAGGUAUACUGACCAUGUCUGCCCUUCUCUUCAAGCAUGGCAAGAGGGAGGACCUGCUGGACUAUGCUCCAGUUGUGUUGACCAAAGUGAACAACUUGAAGUUGCGAGACUGCAAUAAUUGUGUCAUCAGAAAACAUGGUAUCAAGGUCAUUCAGAGGCUUGGUCUCACUUUCCUCAAAAACAGAGUAGCUUCCUGGAGAUACCAGCGAGGGAGCCGGUCCUUGACAGACAACUUGAAAAAAGGCUAUCAGCCAGGGUCAUCUGGUGUCAACAGUAUCGCACAGGAAGAUGAGGAAUAUGAUAUACCCGAGGAGGUUGAAGAGGUUAUAGAGCAACUUUUGAGUGGACUUAAAGACAAGGACACAGUGGUCAGGUGGUCAGCAGCCAAAGGAAUUGGUCGAGUAACUGGACGACUCCCAAGGGAGUUGGCUGAUGAAGUUGUUGGGUCAGUGUUGGAGCUGUUCACCCUUCAGGAAACAGAUGGGGCCUGGCAUGGGGGUUGCCUGGCACUAGCUGAGCUUGGGAGGCGAGGCCUGUUACUUCCGGAGAGACUUACAGAUGUGGUUCCGGUGGUGUUGAAGUCUUUGGAGUAUGACGACAAACGAGGGAACUUCUCCGUGGGAGCUCAUGUUAGAGAUGCUGCAUGCUACGUGUGCUGGGCCUUUGCAAGGGCUUACGAACCACAGGAAAUCACACCCCACGUGGAUAAGAUAGCCACGGCUUUGAUAAAAGCUUCUAUUUAUGACCGGGAGGUGAAUGUUAGGCGUGCUGCUGCUGCUGCAUUCCAGGAAAAUGUUGGACGUCAGGGUACAUUUCCUCAUGGAAUUGAGAUUCUCACAACCGUUGAUUAUUUUGCUGUUGGAAAUAGAUCUAAUUGCUAUCUAGAUCUCAGCGUAUUUGUGGCCCAGUUUCCACAGUAUAUUGAGGGUUUGAUCAAUCACCUUGUUCAUAUAAAGGUUUCCCACUGGGACAGUGCUGUGCGAGAAUUAACAGCCAAAGCUCUCCACAGACUCACCCCAAAAGCUCCCGAGUACAUGGCAAAAACUGUUUUGCCACUGUUGGUGCCUCAGACAACUGGGCCAGACCUUUUCAUCCGACAUGGGACAAUACUAGCUGUAGCUGAGAUCACACACGCUCUGGGCAAACUUGUUGCUGAACAAAAUAAAGCUAUAACAGAUGUUCUUGAUGCAGAGAUCAUAGAGGGGCUUCGAGGGAUUGCCAAAAAGCUCCAUGAUGUCGAGCUUUUCCGAGGCAUGGGAGGUGAACUCAUGAGAAAAGCAGUGACUUGUCUAAUUGAGAAGCUGUCACUAUCAAAACUCCCCUACCAUGGAGAUCCCAUCAUUGAACUAUGGCAGGGAAUCAUUGAUGAAUGUUUACACUAUGUAGAACCAGAAAUCCAGGAAGCAGCUGUGGCAGCCAUUCCAGCCUUUUUCCAGGAGUAUUAUUCAGACAGUAAAGGAGAUGCCAUCCCAGACCGACAAGAAAAUGUGAUAAGUAGGUACCUUAAAGAACUAAAAAGUCCAGUUGAAAUAUCAAGGAUGGGAUAUUCCUUGGCCAUAGGUGCAAUACCAAAGUUUUUCAUCAAGAACAAACUCAGAAGUGUACUGAGUGGUCUAAUGGGGGCAUCUCGAGUGACGGAGAAGGAGAAGAAAUGGGCUGAGUCACGACGUGAUGCGGUCAAGGCUAUCACAGGUGUAUGUCAGACCGUCGGAGUUGAUAAUGACGGUGAGCAAUCACAAGUUCUUUGUUCACACAACAUUCCUGAGGUUUACGACACUUUUUUCCUGGCCAUGCAGGACUACACUUUGGACAGUCGAGGAGAUGUGGGCGCAUGGGCUCGUGAGGCUGCAAUGACAGGCUUGCAUGAAGUUACAACUAUGAUUGUCAACACUGAUGCUAGUCUGAUUACUCCUGAAAUAAGUAAGAAUUUGUUUUGCUGUCUGGUACAGCAGGCUUGUGAAAAAAUCGAUAGAACGAGAGCACAUGCUGGCAACAUAUUCAAGUGUCUUCUGUAUCACAGACCAGAAAUUCCUCACAUUCCAGAAAGACAAGUAUUAGAAGAAGUUUUUCCCAUAGAGGCAUCAGAGAAAGUGAACUGGGCAGCCCCUUCAGACACAUUUCCUCUCUUCACAAAGCUCCUGAAGUGCCCUGCUUAUCAGUACAGCGUCCUCCUUGGUCUCACUGUCAGUGUAGGUGGUCUGACAGAAUCACUGGUGAUCUACUCAAGUGGCUCUCUACACACAUACCUUCGAACCAUCAAUAAAGAUUUGACCCAGAUGUCACAGUUUGUCAAUGUUGUCAUUAAGAUAUUUGAAAAUUACAUCAAAGUUGACAGGGUUUCCCUCCCCAUGCUGAAGAUGUUAAAUCAGCUUCUUUCUAAAGGAUGCUUCAGCUUGUUUGCAGAGGAUGAAAAUCAAGGAUUUGCUCAGAAGAUUUUGGAGUUGACCAAGAAAGAAAUAUCAAGAAGUGGGGAUCCUCAGAAACUCAUAGCUAGUGCUGAUGUGUACUGUGAGCUAUUACAGUUUAGUACAGAAUUGAAAAAGAAAGCGCUGUUUCAACUACUACUGUUGAUGGGACACAAAUAUCCAAGGAUUCGCAAAGCCACAGCCAACAAAUUAUAUGAAGCACUUGUCACUUAUGAUGAUGUAGCCCAGGAGGAGAAGCUUGACGACGCCAUGACAAUCAUCAGUGAAACAACAUGGGACAAUGACAAGAUCAGUGAAGUGCGACCAAUCAGAAACCAGCUCUGUGAUCUAUUGGAUAUACCCCAGCCCAAACUUACAGUCAAGUCGGACACCUCUUAAGAAACCAAGUCUUGACCACAUGUUGUAUUAGAAGUGUGUGAACAACUCGUCAAGAUAUAGCCAAUAUACCGAGGUUGAAGAAGUCAAAUAGAUCAAAUAAAUCAAUAUGGAUGAUAUGGCGACGUAAUGGCAUUGAUGGCUUAAUGUGCCUGGAAUACAUAAAUAUAUAAAAGACUCAGUGUCAGUAGGAUUGUUAGUGCUUUUAUACAAUAAGUCACGGUUUCAGCCAGUAGAGUUAUACGUGCUUUUAUACAAUUAGACACGGUUUCAGCCAGUAGAGUUAUACGUGCUUUUAUACAACAAGAGACGACUUCGGUCAAUAAGAGUUGUUUUUGUUCUGAAUGUGAGUAUACAGGAAUAUAUACAAUAUAAGACUCUCUAAGUCAGUGCUUUUUGUUUUGGAGUAGAUAUCAGACAUUAUUUUAUAUUCUUAACUCUGUCUUACUGAACAAUGUGAUAUUUGGACACUAAUUAUUGCUUUCAUGUGCGUACUUAAAUACUUGUAAAGUAUGAUGCUGAUGUAAAUCCAACAUUUUUAUUGACAUGUAUUAUUGCUAGAUAUCUAUAAUAAAAUCAUGAAAUCCAGA